AUGAAGCUCUCGUCAGCCGUCAUCGGGCUCUUGGCUACCCUCGCCUUGGGUGUCUCGGUGCCAAAGCUUGAGAAGAAGAUCACGUACAGCGGGUACCGGGCCUUCCGCAUCGCGACGCAUCACGAUGCCGCUCUGAUCAAGGCCAAGCUGGCGCCCCUCGCCGCCGUGCCCUUCAACCUCGACACAAGCGUGCACCUCGACGUGGCCAUCCCACCCGAGGAGAUUGCCGCCUUUGAGGCCCUCGGGCUCGAGACUGAGGUGCUGCACAAGGAUCUGGGAGCAGAUAUUGCCGCUGAGGGCAAGUUUGGCACGUACGACGUCACGGCCCAGGCCAUCCCCAGCCUGACGUGGUUCAACGCGUACCACGCGUACGCGGACCACGUCAAGUUCUUCAGCGACCUGGAGGCGGCGUUCCCGGCCAACUCGGAGCUCAUCACGGCCGGUACGUCGUUCCAGGGCCGCUCCCUCUUCGGUAUCCACCUCUGGGGCAGCGGCGGCAAGGGUUCCAAGCCCGCCGUCUACUUCCACGGCACCGUCCAUGCUCGUGAAUGGAUCUCGGCCAAGGUGGUCGAGUACAUUACGUACAGCCUGCUCACGCAGUACGGCAACACCACCGACACGACUGCCAAGACCAUCUUGGACAAAUACGACUUCUACAUUCUGCCGUUUGUCAACCCGGACGGCUUCGUGUACACGCAGACUAACGACCGGCUGUGGCGCAAGAACCGGCAGACAAGGUCAACGUCGUCGUGCGUGGGCACCGACGUCAACCGCAACUGGCCGUGGAAGUGGGAGCUGACCAAUGGUGCCUCAACUAACCCGUGCGACGAGACGUACAAGGGGCUGGCGGCGGGCGACACGCCCGAGAACAAGGGCCUCGUGGCACUGACGUCCCAGCUCAAGGCCAGCAAGGGCAUCAAGCUGUUUAUCGACUGGCACAGCUACGGGCAGUACAUCCUGCUGCCCUAUGGCUACAACUGCGCGCUGAGGGCGUCCAACCACGCCCGCCAGACGACCCUGGCCUCGGGCCUGGCUGCGCGCAUCGCCCUGUCGUACGGCACGCGCUUCACUUAUGGCCCGUCGUGCUCGACCCUGUAUGCUACAACAGGGGCCAGUGUGGACUAUGUGACCGACGUCGGCCUGGCCGAGCUGGCGUGGACGAUCGAGCUGAGGCCGACGGGGUCGGGUAGCGGCGGCUUUGUGCUGGCGGCCUCACAGAUCCUGCCGUCGGCCAUUGAGCAGUGGGAGGGCAUGAAGUAUCUUCUGACUACUAUGUGA
Molecule: messenger RNA, 1278 nt
Organism: Lasiosphaeria miniovina
Lineage: Eukaryota; Fungi; Ascomycota; Sordariomycetes; Sordariales; Lasiosphaeriaceae
Product: zinc carboxypeptidase
Exons: 3
Coding region: 1-1278 (425 amino acids)
Biological process (GO): proteolysis
Molecular function (GO): zinc ion binding; metallocarboxypeptidase activity
Source: RefSeq, a predicted model, not a curated record